This is a messenger RNA of Boeremia exigua, 1515 nucleotides long. RefSeq lists its product as uncharacterized. Bases 1 to 1515 code for a protein of 504 amino acids. The transcript has 2 exons. Lineage: Eukaryota; Fungi; Ascomycota; Dothideomycetes; Pleosporales; Didymellaceae. The record is from RefSeq and is a predicted model, not a curated record.
AUGGACAAAGGGCCUCUUGACAACGAAUUCUGUGCGAGCAAUCUCGCAUCCUGGGAUGAUACCCUAGCAAAAAAGCUAAAGCAGCUACAAUUGAGGACCGACAACAAACGUGCUGAGGCUGAAGCAGACACUCCAACAUCUAGCCGAAGAAGUCUUCCAGACCUUUGCAUCACUACUGAACUUCUCAAAGUACGAGAAGCUGAAUCAACUGCAUCGCCGUCUUCGAAUGCGGCCCAGCAAGGCAUCCAUCAAGCACCUAUCGUGGCGGCAAACAUUGUCGCCGAACAUUACAAGGAGCUCGUCCCCCAAUAUGGUUUGCUAGGCAGUCUAGAGGACGAAUCAGAAACCCUCACCGACGCCCAGCUCUUCUUGAACACGAAUGUGCCUUUCUCGGCUUUCAUUUGUGGUGUUCAAGGAAGCGGCAAGAGCCACACAACAUCCUGCAUUCUGGAAAAUUCAAUCCUAGCUUCCUCUCAUCUUGGAUAUCUGGAAAGCCCUGCCUCAACAUUAGUCUUCAGCUAUGGCGAGUGGAGUAGUGGUGGGGCAGGCUUUAACGUCAGUGAAGCAGCCUUUCUUGGUUCGCCUCAUCCCAGUUUCUCCAACCAGUAUGUCAGGAAAAUUACUGUAUUGUACUCGCCUUCCAAUCCGGCGAUCAAGAGGAUGUAUGAGCGCUUGCCGAAUGUUCAGACAAUACCAUUUCGUCUGAAAGCAAAGACCCUUGACAUUGGUGCCAUGCGUUCAUUAAUGGCUGUUAACGAGAAGGCAACUAUGCCAUUAUAUAUGGCAACAGUGGAAGCAAUCCUCCGCGAAAUUGCUACAACAAGUGCAGAUGGGUCUAUGGACUAUAUGGAGUUCAAGCAGAGAAUUGCAGAGGAGAAACUGAAUCCAGAUCAGUCUAACAUGCUUGGGAUGCGUAUGGAUCUCCUCGAAUCCUUCCUAGAUCUUGACGGCACUGCCUCAGUUCCAAGUUUUCAACCAGGCGAGGUGACUAUUAUCGAUCUCUCAGAUCCUUUUUUGACGCCUAGUACGGCUUGUAUUCUCUUCAAGCUUGCUCUGGAACAAUUUUUGCAGUCGAGCGCUUCAGGAAAGAUGGUAGUACUGGACGAGGCUCAUAAGUACAUGCUGAACACCCCUGGGUCAAAGAUAUUCACGGAUUAUCUUACACGUGUUAUCCGUCUCCAGCGUCACCAUGGCGCCCGUGUGGUUAUUUCGACACAAGAACCUACGAUCGCAACUAAUCUUAUCGCUCUCUGUUCUGUGACCAUCAUGCAUCGAUUCACGAGUCCUGCAUGGUAUUCCGCAUUGAGAAAGCACGUCAAUGCUCUUGAGAGCGACGGGCAAAUCAUGCAGCACAUUGAGGCUCUUGAGACCGGCGAGGCGCUCAUCUAUUGUCCCAAUGCGGUGUUGGGAAAGAGUAAGAGUGGAGCCUUGAUCAAGGCCACUGGAAGAUUGAUGAGAGUACACAUCAGGCACAGGAUAACACUGGAUGGAGGAGUGUCAAUCAUGGCGGUUUAG